Messenger RNA from Arachis ipaensis, 2045 nucleotides. RefSeq lists its product as uncharacterized. NCBI's taxonomy places the organism in Eukaryota, Viridiplantae, Streptophyta, Magnoliopsida, Fabales, Fabaceae. The record is from RefSeq and is a predicted model, not a curated record.
UCAGUAUCAGAUAUUUGCUAGACUUGGUUUUGAAAGUUUUAGUGUUUUCUUUGUGUGUCUUGCUCAUUAAUCAUUAAGUUUUAGUGUUUUCUUUGUGUUUUCUAGAUUUGUUUCCUGCUUUAAAUUUGACCCCCCUCUAAAUCUUACGCUUAAUUUAGCAGUGACUAUAUGUACCUCCUCACAAUCUUUUAUCAUUCGAUGCUUUGUGUAUUUGUUUGAUGUUAAUUCUAUCAUUCUUAAAUUAGGUCUUAUAUUUGUUUCUCCUUUGUUCUAGCUGAUUGGAUUUGUUAUUGAUCAGGGCCUAGCUGCCUUAAUUGAAUUUGUGUUCUUGUGGUUUAAUUGGCAACCUAUAAAGUGAAAGAUUCUUAAUAAGGUUUUAGAUCUUCAACUCUUGCUGCUAGCUACUUUACUUUGAAAAAAGAAGAGAAAUUAUCAUUUGAAAGAGAUAUGCCAAAGCAAAAGAAGUACAAGAAUUUACUUAAAGCAGCAGCUGCCAAUUCUUCACAAGACAAGUCAGUAGCAUCAAAUGCAUCACAAGUCAAGUCGGCAGCAGCUGCAAAUUCCUCCCGAGACAAGUCGACAGCAGCUGCAAAUUCCUCCCGGGACAAGUCAGCAGCUUCAAAUUCCUCCCGGGACAAGUCAGCAGCUUCAAAUUCCUCCCGAGAUAAGUCGACAGCAGUUGCAAGCUCCUCCCGAGACAAGUCGGCAGCUUCAAAUUCUUCUGAGCUAUCAUCAGUUGCUCCAACUAUAUCUGAGCAUCCAUCCGAACCUAAACGUAAACGUGGGCAUGAAUCUAAGCAUUACUGGACUGUUGAUGCCAUAGAUGAAUAUGAAAAUAGUACACGCCUUCAUUUAUUAGUGAAUGAUGUGCAUAAUUUGCCAGAAGGUUUGCGCAUAGUUGUCAAUUUUGAUAGACAACACGCAGCAAUAGGAGAAGCAGCCGGACUCUGGUUGGUCAGACAUUCCAGAGAGCUUUUUGAAAAUCAAUGGAAUAUUUUUUUCCAAGCUCGAUUUUGCUUCAAAGUAUGUGAUAGCUUGGCCAAACGAUUUCUUCUCCAAUCGCUUGGCAAAAAAUGGAGGGAACAUAGGAUAAAGCUUUGGAAUGAGUUUUAUGAUCCGAGGUUGAGUAAAACCGAGAUCAUAAAUAAUACACCAGAAGAUAUUGCUCUUGAUCAAUGGGCUUUAUUCGUAGAAUAUCGUUUGAAGCCUGAAACUCAGAAUCUUUGUAAGAGGAAUCAAGAAAUUCGGCAAAAAGAAAUAAUUCCUCAUACUUCAGGUGCUAAAUCAAUUGCAAGAAGAAGGGCUGAAUUGACGGAAGAGACGGAAAAAGAAGUUAGUAAGGUUCAAAUGUGGGACAUCACUCACAAGAAAAUAGAUGGAAGUUAUGUUAAUGAAAAGGUUAAAGAAAUAGCGGAGAAGAUUGAAGCAUAUAGCAGUCAACAAGCGGUAGAAUCAACCGUUAAUUCUCCUCUUGAUGCUCUUGGAGUAGUUCUUGGGAAAGAGCACCCUGGUCGUGUUCGAGGUUUAGGCAUGGGAGCUGUUCCAACUGUUGCUUUCAAGAACAACACCACAAGAAUUAGUCAGAUGAACUUAGGUUCUUCAAAUGAUGCUAGCACAUCAUCUACUUGUGGUCCCAAUGUGCAAAAAGAGCUGGAUACUGUUAAAGCGCAGUUUCAAGCAUUAGUCUGUUAUAUUGCUUUUAAGAUAAUAUAUAAUUUGGAGGGUAGCUACAUGGAUAUUUAUUUGACAAAAUAGAGAGAGAUCGAUGGUUGAAAUAGUUAAAUUAGUGGAUUGGAUCAAGAGAGUGAGAUUCCAUCACCAAGAGAGUUAGGAAGUAGGUCUUCUGGAGCAAGCAACAAAGAAGCAUGAUCUUGUAUGAUAAAGAUUUUAUGUAUUAAGUAUUAUAGAUAUAUGUUAAGACAAAUUAUUGAAAAAUGUUAUCUUUGAUACUUUGUUUUUGGAUUAUGAUUUUUUAUUUUCGGAGAUUGUGUAUGAAUUAAAAAUCUUGUUAUGAUGUUUGAUUUAAGGUUAUGCUUUUUGGUUAU